This is a messenger RNA of Eufriesea mexicana, 345 nucleotides long. RefSeq lists its product as uncharacterized. Gene Ontology annotation, cellular component: plasma membrane. Lineage: Eukaryota; Metazoa; Arthropoda; Insecta; Hymenoptera; Apidae. Gene Ontology annotation, biological process: detection of chemical stimulus involved in sensory perception of smell; sensory perception of smell. Bases 1 to 345 code for a protein of 114 amino acids. The transcript is spliced from 4 exons. Gene Ontology annotation, molecular function: olfactory receptor activity; odorant binding. The record is from RefSeq and is a predicted model, not a curated record.
AUGAUGAGCUUCGUCGUGACGUUGGCGAAGAUAUCACAGUCAGGAUAUUCUAAAGAGAUGAUCAAGGAUUACACUUUCUCUGUAGUUCAAUUGAUGCAUAUGCUUUUCAUGACACUGCAGGGUCAGUCUGUAGUGAACUCAAACGAUGCUGUCAUCGAAUCAGUAUACGAGGCGUUGUGGUAUAAUGUUAAUAAGAAGACACGAUUGUUGCUUGUACUUGCAUUAAGAAAUUGCAUAAGUCCUCCUACUCUGUCAGCAGGCGGAAUGUUUAUCCUGAAUUUGGAAAGUUUCUCAAAUAUUAUGAAAGCUUCUCUUUCAUAUUUUACGGUAUUGAGGUCAUCAUAA